Molecule: messenger RNA, 2055 nt
Organism: Glycine soja
Lineage: Eukaryota; Viridiplantae; Streptophyta; Magnoliopsida; Fabales; Fabaceae
Exons: 7
Coding region: 433-1929 (498 amino acids)
Source: RefSeq, a predicted model, not a curated record
AUAGAAUGGGAUAAAGCAUAGUUAUUAGAGGUCGGUUCUCAGUUGAAGCGUUACCCUCGCUGGCGCCGCAUCUCUCCGCAGCAAAGCGCCGCACCUCACCGCAGCAACGCGCCGCACCUCACUGCAGCAGCUCCGUCGCCGGCAACGCCAGUGGGCCUCCAGAAACUGCAGCGUUUGGGACGACGGAAACAGGCUCGAGCUUUGAAACUUUCUGUGCUUUGCUCUGUUUGAAAGUUCUCGAACCCCUCUGUUGAACCCUUAUCGAAACUCCGAAUCCUAAUUAGUUAUGAAUAUUUUUAAGCAAAUUAGCAGCAGUGGUAAUCUCAAUAUCUCUGGCAGAUAGUGCACUCUACUAGGUUACUUUGUACCAGCGCAAGCUCCAAAAAAACUGGUUUUGUGUAGUACUAAAUUCCUAGCACACAAGUCACAAACAUGCAAUCCCCUUCUUCCCUUUACCUCAACAAGACCUUCUUCACGACACACCACCACCACCACCACCACCUUGGCUUCCACCACACCCUCUCUUCCACCCACAAUUCCCUUCCCCCUCUUGGCUUCUUGCCCAAGCCAUCAUGUUCCACAAGGCUUAUAACAGCUCAAGAUUACAGGCCAAACAACCACAAGAGGAAUGAUUACCCCAAAGAGGGUGUGAGGGUGAGGGGCAACAAGGACAAUGUGUGGAGCAUUGAUAAUGAGCUUGCCAAGGCGUCUUCUUCUCAGAAGGAGAAAAGGAGGAAGCAGAGAGGGAGGAGGGUAGUGAGGAGGAAGGGCCCAAAGGGUGGAAGGGUUAUUGUCUCUGGGGCUAUGCUGGUUGAGGUUGAGACUGUUCUUCAGACUCAGGAACCAGUGAUAAAACCAAUUUGGAAUACAUUUGCUAGCAGUCUCAGUGGAAUUUGGAAGGGUGUAGGUGCUGUGUUUUCUCCCAUCACAGCUGAAAUGGAACCAAUGGAAAUAGGUAGCAAGAAUGAACACCUAUAUGACUGCUAUACUCUUUCUCGCAUAGAGGCAGUACCAUCAGUUUCAGGUGAGCGUACAUCUCAAAUCCAGAGAAAGGUUAACUGGGUGACUUUGAAUCCUUAUGGCGAAAUACCACAGCAUAUUGAAGGCAGCAAUGUAGCUAAAGACAAGCAGCACAAAUCCAGCGAUAAUGUAAUUAAUCAUGUUUUGCCUAUAUUUGAAUCAUUUGACUUUAAAAGGAGCGAUGUGAUGGAAGAAGAUGUCAUGGGCUGUGAACCAGGCCUUGUUUACUUUGAAGACGGGUCAUAUUCUCGAGGUCCUAUAGAUAUUCCAGUGGGUGAAUACAAUGAUACAAAGUACUAUAUCUCACCAACUUUCAAGUUCGAACAAUGCUUGGUUAAAGGCUGCCACAAGAGGAUCCGAAUUGUCCACACCAUAGAAUUCAUCAAUGGUGGUUCAGAUAUACAGAUAUUGAGAGUCGCCUUGUAUGAAGAAGAAUGGGUCAGUCCUGCUUCCAUCGAUGACCAGAGUGAUAUGGAGUUCGAUGCAAAGCCAUUUUCACAAAGAAAACGAACCAAGCCAUCAGAGCUAACAGGGUCAUGGAAAGUCUUUGAGGUAAGUGCAACUCCUGUGUAUGAUGAGGAGAGCACGGAAGAAGGCAACGCUGCCCCAUAUGUGUACCUUUGUAUGGAAAAUCUAAAGAAGAGGAGCCUCCCCGAGAACACCAACUACUUUGGCGAGGAGGAGCGGCUUGACAUGCAGGAUGUGACCAUGCUAUGGCUUCCUGGGGGCGUGACAUGCUAUGUUGACAUUAACAAGGAUGGCAUUCUUUGUAUUGGAGUUGGUUGGUACUCUGAUGAAGGGAUCAACCUUGUGAUGGAGAGAGACUAUGGGUUGGAUGGAAAGCUCAAAGAGGUGAGAUGGAAAUCAGAGGUGAAAAGAAGGUGGUCUAAUCCUCCUCCUAUUGAAUAAAUUAUGAGGAAUGGAGGCUUGUAAAGUUUUGUAGUAUGAGAAAUACAAAGAAAAUUCAAUGGUAUACGUACUUUGAGUAUUAUAUAUGAUGUUCUAAAGUGAUUUUUUUUGCAUGUAUAUUUUUAA